Messenger RNA from Lipotes vexillifer (Yangtze River dolphin), 1318 nucleotides. RefSeq names its product FAM3 metabolism regulating signaling molecule C (gene FAM3C). NCBI's taxonomy places the organism in Eukaryota, Metazoa, Chordata, Mammalia, Artiodactyla, Lipotidae. The coding region runs from base 193 to 876 and encodes 227 amino acids. The record is from RefSeq and is a predicted model, not a curated record. The transcript is spliced from 10 exons.
ACUCGCGGGGGUGAGGGGAAGCCGUAGGAACCCGGGAGGAAGCGGAGGAGCGAGCGGGAGGCGGCGGUGGCUCCCGUCGACCUCCGGCAAGACUGACCGCAGGGAGGCCGAAAAGCAGGCACGCGCGGCGGAGAGGCGGGCGGAAGGCCGGAGCUUAUUUAAUGAAAAGUGCCAUAGACUGAAAAACCAAACAUGAGGGUAGCAGGUGCUGCAAAGUUGGUGGUAGCUGUGGCAGUAUUUUUACUGACAUUCUAUGUUAUUUCUCAAGUAUUUGAAAUAAAAAUGGAUGCAAGUUUAGGAAAUCUAUUUGCAAGGUCAGCAUUGGACGCAGUUGCACGUUCUACAAAACCUCCCAGAUAUAAAUGUGGGAUCUCAAAAGCUUGCCCUGAGAAGCAUUUUGCUUUUAAAAUGGCAAGUGGAGCAGCUAAUGUGGUAGGACCCAAAAUCUGCCUGGAAGACAAUGUUUUAAUGAGUGGUGUUAAGAAUAAUGUUGGAAGAGGGAUCAAUGUUGCCUUGGUAAAUGGAAAAACAGGAGAUCUAAUAGACACCAGAUAUUUUGACAUGUGGGGAGGAAAUGUGGCCCCAUUUAUUGAGUUUCUGAAGGCCAUACAAGAUGGAACAAUAGUCUUAAUGGGAACAUAUGAUGAUGGAGCAACCAAACUCAAUGAUGAGGCCCGGCAGCUCAUUGCUGAAUUGGGGAGUACAUCUAUUACUCAUCUUGGUUUUAGAGACAACUGGGUCUUCUGUGGUGGAAAAGGCAUUAAGACAAAAAGCCCUUUUGAACAGCACAUAAAGAACAAUAAGGACACAAACAAAUAUGAAGGAUGGCCUGAAGUUGUAGAAAUGGAAGGAUGCAUCCCCCAGAAGCAAGACUGAAGUGGAGAAAAUUGAAGGGACCAUACUUUCACUUGCUAAUGGGAAAGCCCUAACCGAAAAACUACAUGUAAAUAUUUUAAGAGCAUGCAGCCAUCUCGGUGUGUGCAUGACCAUUAUCUCUUUUGAUAUCAGGAUUAUUUAUUGCUAACGUAAAUAGACAUCUUUGUAAAUAAUCAUCAUGAUGAGCAAAUCACUGAACCAUUUCUAAGCACAUCUCCGUAAUGGUACAAUGUUUAGACUGCGAUGAUAAUGGCGUCUUUUAAUUCUAAAAGCAUUACACAAUGGAUAACUAAACAGAUUUGGAAAAUGUAUUGAUAUAUAUACUAGUCGCUGUGAAAAAUCUAUCAUGGAAUAAUAUGGAUUUUAGGGAGGAGACUUUGUUUUCUUUUAUAUAUAUAUAUGACCUUUUGAUGGUAGUAUCUUUUAAAUUAAAAAGAUAUUG